GUUCGCGGACUGAAUCGGACUUCCCUCCACUAGCUUGCUGUAUAACGCUCCUCCCUAUGCGUGACGGUAUUAGAGUCAUGUGCGGAUUUGGACCUCUGGGACACCGUAGCGGCUGUCACAACCGGAAGUUUACGUUGGUGAGUCUUGCAGGGUGACAGGCAGCCCAACGCAAGACUGCAUAGGAUACAAGACUACUAGCGCACUUUAAAAAAAAGCAUUUAUUUUAUCGGACAUACCGACAUUUCUGCGCAUUGUAUUAAUGUAACAUUUUAAUAAUGGCCGCAGAGUUUUUAGUGAUGCUGUAUGAGUAUUCUCCUCUCUUUAACAUUACUGUCAUAUCAGUCUGUUUCAUUAUCACUGUAGCUGUUGUGUUGGGCUGGUUUGGAUUUGAUGUCCCGGUCAUUUUACGCAGUUCAGAUGAGACUGAAUCUCUAACAGCUGUCCCUGAGAGGAAGAUGGUGCAGGUGACCAAUCCCUUCGCUUUGGAGAUGGCCUCUACGGCUGGGACAGUAACUGAGGGUGUGAGUUUGCAGCCGUACUGUCUUGAAGACUGCGUCCUCAGCUGUUUCUGGGGCUGUGGGGUCCAGGCUCUCCAGGCGGCCCUUCAGAGUCACCAGCACGGGCUCCGGCUCCGCACACCAGAGCUGUUUCAAGAGGCUCUGGAGUUAAGAUACCUUCACCACCAAAGCUUCAAUAUACAUAAAGAAGAAAAAGGAGAAUACUUCACCCAGAUGCCUCCAGAUCUCGGAGUAAGCGAUUUUGGGUUGCUCCCCCGGGAUCGAUACCCCUUGGUUGCUGUGCUGACGCUGGCCACUCCGGAAACCAGAGACAACUACAAUAUUGUGGCCGGUGUGACAGUCCUCCACGUUCCUGAUGACAAAUACAGACUCUCUGCGAGAAUCUUGUUUCAGUAUCUCCUCACAGCACAAGGGAAUUUGUACGAUCUGAAGCCUCUCUUCAUGGCAGCAGACAACAGCAACUUGUCUGGAACCACAGAGCCUUUGAUCAGCACACAAGGGGCGGAGCCAGAGCCCGAAAGGCCAGGUGCGCAGGGGGAGGGGUCUGACUCAGAAGGGGAGUGGCCUGAUACCCAAGGCAGGGACUGUGUGGUGUGUCAGAAUGCACCAAUAAACAGAGUGCUGUUGCCAUGCAGACAUGCAUGCGUAUGCGACGGCUGCAUGUGCCACUUCCAGCACUGUCCGAUCUGCCGGGCGUUUGUCCUUCAAUCUUUUGCUCUGGCUAACCAACCAGCUCACGAUGAGGAGGACUUAACAGAAGACUAAACCUGUGUAAACCCAGUAUUAAAAGCAAGGCUUUGCUGGAAAGGCAAAAUUCGAAAAGGAAACGUAGCAUCUUCAACAUAAAGAGAUGCAGACAGCUGACCUUUAACCCGAGCAAUGAACUCUUCCAGAAUUGUAAAUUUUAGGCUUUUGAAGUUGAGUGUGCUUGUAAGAUGUUUAAUAUAGAGAUUUUAAGUUGAAUAGAAUAUUUAUUUUUAUUUUCAAUACAUCGGUUAAACUAACAAAUACACAUUUCAGAAGGAGUCAUUAUGGAGUUUUUUUCGCCACCAAAGGAUUUUGAGAGAUACAGUGAUACUGUGGAAACAAUAUGGGAGUUUAUUUUAUUUAUUUCUUUAAUCAUUGACUUUAAUAAUGUGGAAAAGCAGGCCAGGCACACAGAUUUCUAAAGAGCUGUAUCAUCAUACAAGUCUAUACGUGGCCAACAGGUAAAUAUUAUUUUUAUCAAAUUGGGGUAAACAAUGCAUUAACUGAACAGCUGAAGUCACUUGAUGGUAAUAAUGGAAAUGGAACAUCAGAAUGCUUUCAAAUGUUGAAAAAAAAAAAAAAAACUAUUGCAGU
Messenger RNA from Cyprinus carpio (common carp), 1859 nucleotides. Its product is annotated as cell growth regulator with RING finger domain protein 1. Gene Ontology annotation, biological process: negative regulation of cell growth. The record is from RefSeq and is a predicted model, not a curated record. Lineage: Eukaryota; Metazoa; Chordata; Actinopteri; Cypriniformes; Cyprinidae.